Zootoca vivipara (common lizard) is the source of this 8939-nucleotide messenger RNA. RefSeq names its product insulin like growth factor binding protein 5 (gene IGFBP5). The record is from RefSeq and is a predicted model, not a curated record. Gene Ontology annotation, molecular function: insulin-like growth factor I binding; insulin-like growth factor II binding; fibronectin binding. Gene Ontology annotation, cellular component: extracellular region. NCBI's taxonomy places the organism in Eukaryota, Metazoa, Chordata, Lepidosauria, Squamata, Lacertidae. Gene Ontology annotation, biological process: regulation of insulin-like growth factor receptor signaling pathway.
GCUCGGCACUAUUCAGUCUCUUUAGAAACUUCUCCAGGGGAAAAGUGUUGGGAGAUCUACAAAGUGGAUUUUUUUUCCCUUCUUUUUUUCCCCCCUCCUCCCUCUUUCGUUCUCUUUCUACUGCCGACUUUGUAGAAAUCCUCCAACUUUUACAGAAAACCUCUUUGUUGUUCUUAACCCAAUCUAGGAAGAGGAGGAUAAGGGGGGAGGAAAAAAAUUGCAGCCAGUCCCAUGCUAAAUCUCUUCUUGACAAAGCCCAGCUCUACCUGCUUUAAUGCUACUUCUCUCCAGGCGUUUUUUCAUUUGCUGCAGAUAAUAUCAGGACAGUCGAAAAGAAGCUGAUUCCCUUCUCUGCUUCCUCCCCAGCCUCUCUUGCAGACGUUGCUUUUUUGAGUGAAGCCUGUGGAUUAUUAUUAUUAUUUUUAUACCUCUCGGUGUGCAGCUUCACCAAAGCUCUCCUGGCUCUUCUCUCCCCCCCCCUCCUUGACUCCCCAACCCACCCUCCCCAUUUCCAACCUGUUGCAUGCGUAAUUCUUGCAACUGCAGAUUUUGACAGCCAGGUUUUGUUUUUUGCAUUCCGAUCCUGAAUCGUUUCUGAGUGGAAAAGCUCUUUUGGAAUCUAAGGAAGGAGACGCUUCUUUUUUCUUCUUUUUUGGCAAAAGAUUAUUUUCCUCUUUUUUUUAAUAGAACAUUUAUUUUUGCAAAAGAAAUAAAAAGAGGACAAUCGAUAUUGCCUUGGGUGCCUGCCACGCUGCAUGCCUGCCUGUGCCUUGAAGAUGCUGGUGACCCAAGUUUUGCUCCUGUGCCUCUGCCUGGGGCUGUCCCAAGGGCUGGGCUCCUUUGUGCAUUGUGAACUUUGCGAUGAAAAAGCCCUUUCCAUGUGCCCUCCCAGCCCAGUGGGCUGCGAGUUGGUGAAGGAGCCCGGCUGUGGAUGCUGCAUGACCUGCGCCCUGGCUGAAGGGCAGUCUUGCGGGGUGUACACCGAGCGCUGCGCCCAGGGCAUGCGCUGCCUGCCGCGCCAGGGUGAGGAGAAGCCCUUGCAUGCCCUGUUGCACGGCCGAGGGGUCUGCCUCAACGAGAAGAGCUACAGGGAGCAAGCCAAGAACGAAAGAGAAUCCCGAGAACACGAGGACCCAACCACCUCAGAGAUGGCAGAAGAGACCUACCCUUCCAAACCGCACAGGAACAAGGGACACGUACGCCUCUCUGAGUCAAAGGUAGAGGCCCUGAGGAAGGAUCGCAGGAAGAAGCUGACUUCAUCCAAGUUCGUUGGUGGGGCAGAAAACACGGCGCACCCUCGUGUUGCUGCCCCUGAGCUGAGACCAGAGUUUGAACUGGGCCCUUGCCGUAGACAGAUGGAGGCAUCGCUGCAGGAGCUCAAAUCAAGCCAGCGCAUGAUCCCCCGUGCCGUCCACCUUCCCAACUGUGACAGGAAAGGCUUCUACAAGAGGAAACAGUGCAAGCCAUCUCGGGGCCGAAAACGUGGACUGUGUUGGUGCGUGGAUAAGUACGGACUGAAGCUGCCGGGAACAGAUUACGUAGCCGGAGACCUCCAGUGUCACAACUUUGACAGUGGCAACACUGAGUGAUUUGUCCCUCUUUGCCUCUCCCUGCCAGAGCCCUUUACCCCACCCACCCACCCAUUACCCACCCACACCUCACGACGUGCCCAGGAGACUGAUUCCUUUCAUCUCAUUUUAAGAAACUGAGGACCUCGGAAUCUACGGUUAUUACCAUCAACUUCUUUCAAUGGCAAUGGCAGAGACUAAAGAAGAAAAGGCAACACUUUGAAGCCAAAUAAAUGGAUAAAUAGAAAAGGAAGGAAGGAGGCAGAAGAUGAAGAUGACAAGGCAGCCACCACCUCCCUUGGGACAUGUAGCCCGCCAUGCUUGAAAGUAACGUCAUCCAGCCGCCCAGUCAGCACCAAUGUAGGAAGCUCUCAGAAGCACUUGAAUUUUGUUUUUGUUUUCUUCCCCUCCCCCUUUUUUACUAUGGUGGGUUUGAAAUCUUAAGAUUUUGGGAAGUACUUAGUUUAACCAGCAGAAUCCUAGGACAAGCAGGCCACUCGCCACUCACUCUUUCAAUCCACACGCACACACACACAUAUUCUAAGGUUCCUUUUUUCAAUGUUGUCCUUUCUCUACUCCUUCCCCCAGGGCUAAGGCUCUCUCUCCCUUAUUUUCUUUUCAAAUAAAAAUCAAAUGGAUCGAAGAACAGCAGAACCUACAGCAGGGUGAAGUUAAGCUAUUGGUUAAAAAUCAAAAUUCUUCAGUUCCUGCUGGGACUGUUUCCCUGGGCAGUUAAGUCAGAGGUUUGACCUGAUUAUUUGAGGUGUCAUUGUCCAUCCCUCUCCUGUGUAAAUACAGCUGUGCUGCACAUGUUUACUCUUUGUUGAACAAGUCCCUUUUCUUCCAAGAAGAGUCCUUUGACCUCCAAUCAUGUAAGAAGCUCCACAAACCUCUGUGCAGUUUCUUGUGUAUGUCAAAGGCAUUCAGGUUUGUGUAUUUGCAGGAUCAUGACCCAAGCUGAAGCAAUAGCAUGAUGUCAGACAUCCUGCAGGCACUUAAAGCAUAUUUUUCUUGUUGUCAGUUAUGUAAACCGACCUGUGGAUGUCCACAUAAUGCUGAGCAAUUAUCAUCACUCUCUACCUUUUAAUGUAAAGGUGAGGACAGGUGAAAUGACUCCUGUUAUUGUACUCACAUAUGCUAAAUCAUUGCCCGGAACAAGGACAAUACAAAGGAGUUAAAACAUGAUUCAUAAAAUCAUGCACACUAGAUUUGUAAAUCUAGUCCACAGCUAAGAAAACUAUUUUGCCAUCUUUCAAUGUCUACAAAGUGACUGAGAGUAGGUUGAGACCUUUUUCUUUCUUUCCUGAAAGAGACUCUAAGUCUGAAACUGCUGCAUGGCAGGCAGAAAUUCAGUACGUGUCAAUUUGUCCCCAUGAGUGCAUCUUUUGUGCUGGAAAAAAAGCUGCACCUGCUUAAUUUCUGCCUCUUGUGCCGCUGUCAAAGUCUCCACCAGGAAAGAAGCAGCUAUGCAAACAAAUAAAAAAAAUCACCCGCAGAAAAUAAUUUGGCAACUUGCACGUCCAGACUUGGGCAUGCCACUAAAGCCAUUAAAAAAUAAAUAAAUUAUUGUUUAACAUUUUUUAAAACUCCUCAGUAUGUCUCCAUGGACAUUGCCAUGACAAGGGUCCUUCCUAUGUUCAGGAUGGUGAAUGAGAAUGCAAGAAAAUGACAAAAGGGAGGGAGAGAGAAAGGAUUCCCCAUCCAAAGUCACUUGCAUUAGGGGAAAAUCACCAAAAUAGGAGCCAUUAAGAAACAUGCAAUCCACUUGAGGGUGCAAAAGAAAUGGACCCCAUGGUGAUUUUUCUGGAGGAGGACACAAAGGAGUCGAGGACACUGGUGUGGUGGCCUGCAAGCACUUCUGGACAACAUGCUAAUCAGAAGCAUGGAGAGAGACAGAGAGAGGACUGGGGUUUUUGCUUGCAGACAGAUGAGGAAGGCCACACUGCCUGCUGAGCGUCAGAAAAGAGCGCUGUUGGUAGGAGAACCAGGAGGACACCCACAACAUGCCACAUGCACUACUAAGCACAGAAGAAAGGGAAAUGAGGAAUCGUCCUGGUGGAAUGGCUACAGCAUGAAAGUGACUGUGGUGGGUUUUUCUUCUAUCACCCCCUUCACCGUCAGCGGUGUUCAGAUCAGCUCCAGAACAAAGAUGAAAGCCAACAAACCAUUGGGGGUCUUCCCAGAGAUGUGAGAACUAGCCAAGAAAAUCUGGAUCAGGGAAUUCACAUAUUGGCUCUAUGGAGAUUUGAUUUGUCUUCUAUGGAGGAGAGCAGGGUGGGGAAGAUUUCUCCACAUUUCUAUGUGCAAACACCCAUCCUUUUGUGCAGAGACAAGGAAAUAUGGAGAUGGAAACACACACACAUCCUUCCAAAGUAAAAAGUCUAAUAAUCUGGGUGGAAUUCCUGCCCCAGAAUUCAAAGUGCAAACAAAGCCCACUCCAUCCGUUCACCUCCAUCUUUGAUCCAGAUUUUCUGGAAAGUGUAAAUGACUGCUAGAUAUUCCAGUUAUCCCCUCCCCUGGGCUUUGGCAGCAGUGGUGAGACAUUUACCCUUUCUCCUCCGAAUCAAAGCUAAACCUACCACAAGCUCCUGUGUAACAGAAGGCCGGACUGUGCUUUGACUGGGACGUUUGUUAUCACGAUGGGUGAGCCUAAGUCCCAUUUUCCCCACAGCCCUGAUUUAGCAUGUGGAAAUGUAGAAAUGCCUCAUUGUUUACUACCUGCAUUUGGGUUGGAUUAUUUGGCUGUGCCUCUUUCCUAAACUGGAUAAGUCCUUGGGUGUUCUGCUGACAAUGCAAUCUGAGCAAUAUACCCCCUAGUUAGGCAGCUCUUUCCCAGUUCCCUGGCAACAAGAUCAUCUAUGUCAGUCAAGAGAGUUUGUAGGACAGAAGAAGCAUCAAGGUCCCUUUUAGAAAUUCUAUACUUACCAGGGUGGUAUAAUAGUGCUUCUGUGUCAACAAGUGUGUGAACUGGGUAAGGGAGCAAAUCUGUGGAAAGGAGGGGCAGUGCCCUUGUUGCCUUGCUAUGGGCAACCUGAGAUGGCUCCCCCCCCCUGCAAUGGCCACAAUCCUGAUCUCCAUGAAAGAUCUUUCAUGGAGAUCAGCACCCAUGUGCAACAUUUGGGCUGUCCCUGAAGUCUUCUACAAAGUAGAAGGACAGAAAUUGUUUAAGCAUUUCUUCUCAGGCUUUCAACAUGGUUCAUUCAUUUGGGCUGUAUUGAGACUUGGUUGGUAAACGAAAGGUCCUGACCGCAUCUGUUCUUUCCCAUAGAAGAUUGUGUGGACAGCCCCAGUGGUGGACACUGGUCCCUUAGGUGUUCACACUUGGGAUUAUGGCCAGUAUUCCAAAAGGGGGAGACCUAAAUUAGCACCAAAAGUAACGUAUAUCUUGAGAAUGAACUACCAGAAUGGCCAAGCCAGUGGAUCAGAAAUGGGGAACCUGAGGCGCUCCAAAUGUGCUGGACUACAACUCCAAGCACCUCUGCCUGUUGGCCAGCGUGGUUGAAGCUAAUGGGAACUGGAGGUCAGCAGCAACUGGAGGACUGCAUGGUCCUUGUCCUUGCAACAGAUUAUAUAAGGGUUUAAUCUGAUCCUGACAUUUCCAGGGGUAAUUCAUACAGGAGACUUCUCCAUUCUAGCCAUUACAGAGAGGGACAAAGUGGUCCUAUAGAACCUGGUGAUAUCUAUGCUACAGCAAAGCUCAGCAUUGCCUUCUUAUCUCUUUGGAAAAAUGAGGUUCAGUUAGAUCCCCCUAUGAACAAAGGGGAGAGGGAAUUCUGUCAUCUUCCAAAAGUGAGAACUGGAGCCAUUUUGCUUGCUCCAGGGCACAUAAAGUGCACUUUCUCUAGGUCCAAAGAAUACAUGGGAAAGGUCCAUGGUAGAAUGACUAUGGGCUGAGAAAAGGCUGGUGAACUUUAUCCCUUUGGAUUUAAAAACAAAUCUCUCUUGUCAAAAGAAGAUUUACAAGGAGGAAAGGACAGUGGAGCAGAGUGCACAUAUAAUCUACAUAGCAUAUAAAGGGGCAGGAGAUGUGCUGGGCACAUAAGAAAUUAGGGGUAAUUUACACUACAAAGUUAUGCUGAUUUUGUACCAUUUUAAUUGUCAUGGCUUUUGCCAAAGAAGCCUAAGGACUGCUCUUUUCUACAGUCCCUAAGGUUCCCUGAAAGGAGGGAGUGAUUCCUAAAUCAGUGUAAGUGUGUGGUGUAAAUAUAUAUCUUUACAGGGCAAUCCGUAACAUGUCUACUCAGGAAGAAGUCUCACUGAGAUCAGAGAGACCUAUUCCCAGGUACAUGGGUAAAGGAUUGCAGCCUUGGUUGCAUAAAAUGAAAGAAUGUUGCUAAAAUCCUUUUCUCUCCCCAAUUGGUAGAGUCAGUCUCUUGGCACUCCUGGACUGGUUUCAACCAAAAUCAUCUUUUAUCCUUCCUUCCUUCCUUCCUUCCUUCCUUCCUUCCUUCCUUCCUUCCUUCCUUCUUGAUAUGUAUUUUUUUAUUAUUUCCUGAAACUUGAAAACCUUUCCCUAUAUAAAAAAUAAAAACCCUUCUUACUCCGUAAACAGGGCAUGGAGAGAGCCACUUCAUCUCUCACUUCUAUUGGACACACACACACACUCACAGAGUACAGAUAUUGCAAGCAGGUGAGGGGGGUUUGGAGUACAUAAUAUUCCCACCUAACUGCCAGCCCACAUUGUAAAAUGAUUUUCUCAUAAGCUCAAAGGAUGCCUUUGAGGACAGUUCCUUUACCUGGUUGCAUACUUUGCUGGCUACUACAGUAGCAGAAACCAUUCCAAGUGCAUUGGCCACAGCUGAUUUUCCAGGAGAGAGCACAUCUUACAUCCUUGCUGCUUAAGUACAGUAUGGAGAACCCAAAGCUGAUGUAGACUUUCACCAUGAGAAGAUCAGCCUUUUAUGGAUUUCUUAAAGCAGCACUCAAAAUCUCAGCUGAAAGGCUGGGAAGCAGCUGCCCCAGUCUCAAUCCUACAAUGCCAGUGCUUUUCUUUUUGGUUAAAAAAAUUGAGGUGCCAGUACCCAUAUAUAGAUAAAAGUCCAUGGGCAAAGUCCAAAGUGCUAAACUUGCCACCCUUGACCUUAAAAGUUGGCUGACAUUUUUAUGUGCCCUCAAGAGGCCUCGAGCUAACCAAUGGCAUUACAUUUGCAGAGUUUGCAUGAUCACCUUUGCAUGAUCACCUCCUAAGAGCAGAGGGAAAACUGUGUUUGUAAACAGGCUGGUGACAACGUUUGGGAAGACCAAAGUCUGUAGAACAUGGCUAGAAAUAGGACUGAGAACUUGGGCUACCUUAUCCAUCAUAUUCAUUCAUACCUACCAACAAACAUUCACAAUCCUAUAACUAUCAAAGGCAGAGGAACCUCUUUGCAACCUGUAGAUGCCAAGGCACUAUAGCAGGCAUGUCCAACAGGUAGGUCAUGAUCUACCGGUAGAUCACUGGACAUCUGCGGUAGAUCACUGGUAGAUCAUUGGCUCCCCCCAAAGAAGCUGAACAACUGUGGCUCCCCUUAAAAAAGCUCAACAUUUUACCUCCUCCCUGAAAAAAAACUCAACAACUUUGACCCGAACCCCCCCCCCAAAAGGGGGUAGAUCACUGCCAGUUUUUAACUUUGUGAAUAGAUCUCAGUCUCUUGGGAGUUGGCCACCCCUGCACUAUAGCAUAAGAGACUACGGGGAAACAAAACCUCUUAGAACUGAUGCCAGCUUUAGAAGAAAAGUCCUGAACCUCAUUACUCUAAUAGCACCUGCUAUUAGAAGAAGUCUGUUCUUUACCCCUCCUACUAGUCCUUCAUUUCUAUUAGCCGUUUGUGUUACAUUGGUUACAGUGCCAACUUCUGGCAAGCCAUUCUCAAUCAUCUCCCCCAACCAUAAGCUACUGGUGGGUGACUCACACGACCCACCACGUUUUUUGACGAGUGCUCAAUUCCAUUAUGUUAUAAGCUUUAAAGAUGGUGUGUUUGCCAUUGAAUGCACAGAUCUCCCUCCUUCCCUUUGGCUGGCGACUCUGUGCCUGAAUCGCUUUUCCUCUUCAGUUACCCAAUACCCACGAUCCCCCAUAAAGACUCCAGCUGCCAUUGGUAGGAGAUGAAAGUUAUGCCACCGAAGUAGAAAUACCACCUCCAGAGGAGGAUACCCUCUCCAUUGUUGACCAAGGAGAAAAGGCUUGCCCAGUUUACUUCAUUUAAGAAAGAGCUUUCCUGCCAGAGUAGUGAAUCAGGGUGGGAGGUGAUAAGAAAACAGAUUUAAAAGACAAUGUGGUGGGGGAGUCCCCUUCAGAGACAUUGAUCUCAGAGACUGUGCACAGGGAAAGUGUGGUGAAGGUUUUGGAGGCAAUUGGCUGGAUACCUUUCAUCUCCAAAGCAGCUUUCACUUUUGACCUAUGUGAGUGGGAUUCAGGAGCAUAUAGAGAUCUUUAAAGUCUUAGAAGGUCCCACUGCAGCUGAUGCAGGUCACAUGCAUAUCCUAUGUUUGAAUCACAUGGCUUCCUGCAAUCCUGGGAAUGAGAGUUUCUUGCUCUCAGAGCUGCAAACUCUCUCGGGGGCGGGGGGGGGGAACCACCAUAGCCUACGAACGACAAUAUCCAGGGGAGCAAAGACCUCCUUUCAAGCUGAGAUAUUCCUUGUCACUGUUGCAGACUAGGACAGUUUUAUUUUGAAACCACUAGUACAAGAGCAUAUUGCACUAUUUCUCCACUUCAUCUCUCUCUCUCUCUCUCUCUCUCUCUCUCUCUCUCUCUCUCUCUCUCUCUCUCUCUCUCUCUCUCUCUCUCUUUCUGUCUUUCAACAGAGCAUCUAUAACUUCAGCAGUUGACAGGUCACUGCAGUCCCAGGCCACCUUCCUGGCCAGAUAAUGCCCAGGGAGGAGAGGGGGGCUUGCAGCACUCCCAACUUCCAACUCCACCCACUCUCAGCCCCUCCCACAACACCACUGGGACAGCUCUUCUACAAUGCAGUUAUUGCUUUCAAUAGCACAGUUAACAAUACACACAUGAUUCCGAGUAUCCUACCUGGUUUUUAAUCAUUACGCAGAAUUAUUCACUACACAUUUUACGGUAGCUUUUAAUAGCUUUACAUACAUACAGUAGCUCUGUGGAUAUUUUUUUUUUCCUUUUGCAGUAAACAAAAAAUAUUCAUACUCUUACCGGUGGGGGGCGGGGGGGAGCAGUUUGUGAAAAAAAACUGACAAUGGAUGAGGAGUGUAAUUGCUCUGUUUAGCAUUUUGUACUUUAAAAAAAGAAAAAAGAAUCUCACAUUUUAUUAAAAAGUGAAGAUUGCUGUAUACUAUUUAUUCAACUUAUAAUUUAUGUUACUCUUUGAUCUUUGUCUUUUCUUAUGACAAAGCAUUUAUUUAAUAAAGUUAUGCAUUCAGUUA